This is a messenger RNA of Siniperca chuatsi (mandarin fish), 2548 nucleotides long. RefSeq names its product solute carrier family 30 member 8 (gene slc30a8). Gene Ontology annotation, cellular component: plasma membrane. Gene Ontology annotation, biological process: response to zinc ion; zinc ion transmembrane transport; insulin secretion. Bases 568 to 1776 code for a protein of 402 amino acids. The record is from RefSeq and is a predicted model, not a curated record. Gene Ontology annotation, molecular function: zinc ion transmembrane transporter activity. Lineage: Eukaryota; Metazoa; Chordata; Actinopteri; Centrarchiformes; Sinipercidae. The transcript is spliced from 9 exons.
GGGGUUCUGAAUGAGUUCAGCAGUGUUGUCUGUCUGAACCGGUGCUCACUCAACCAACUCAAAUGUUGAAUUUAUGUUCAGUUUUUAGGGCUCAGUAAAACAUGGACUUGACAACCUGUUUAUGGGCCUGACACUUGCUGAGACAUUUGCUGUCUUUUAAACUUAUACAUUCAUAUCUGGAUCUUGGAUCCCUGUAGGCCGUCACCUUCCCUCUCUCAUCUCUCGGCUCCAGGCGCGUUGCAGGCGGCCGUGCAUUUGCACACGGUGCACACGGUGGUUGGUAGUCACAAGGCUGCAUCACAUAUUUAGCUGUUUGCACCCUGACUGGUUUGAGGGGAUGUUCAGCGGCUGUUAAAACACUUUUCAAUAGGAGACAAUAAAGCCUAAAGGAGAAAACAACAAGACGCAGAAAUUAAGUUUGGAUAAACAGAGCUGAAGCUUUCUCACAAGUACUAAGUUUAAUUUGGGGUUUAGCGUGUUUUUGUUUUAGUCUGGGCUUAUUUUUUUUUUUAUUUUUUGUUGUUGUUGAGUUUUUUUAAAUAUCUGAUUUCCUCCAAGACAUCAAUCAUGUUCAAAAAGAAGAAUCCAGAGAGACUUCACCUGGUGUCAGAAGUGAGGAAAACGUACGCCACUGAGGGAAGCGCGCCCAACCAGGAGGCAUUACAGAUACACGGCACCGGUGGCAUCAAGCAUUGCCAUGACAACAGUCAUGCACUGGAGAAUCGCGAACGAGAGAAGAAAGUUGCCAGGAAGAGGUUGUAUGUGGUCUCUGCCAUCUGCCUGAUUUUCAUGAUCGGUGAAAUCAUUGGUGGGUAUUUUGCAGGAAGUCUUGCGGUGAUGACAGACGCUGCACACCUGCUGGUGGACUUCACCAGCUUCAUCAUCAGCCUAUUAUCCCUCUGGCUCUCCUCCAGACCUGCCACACACAAGCUCAGUUAUGGCUGGCAUCGUGCAGAGAUCCUGGGUGCGCUGCUGUCAGUUUUCACCAUCUGGCUGGUAACAGGAGUGUUGGUUUAUCUGGCUGUGGAGCGGCUCAUCAGCGAUGACUACACCAUCGAGGGCACUGUCAUGCUCAUUACCUCUGGUUGUGCUGUGUUGGCUAAUAUUAUCAUGGCCCUCACCCUUCACCAGUCCGGCCACAGCCACAGUCACGGGGGUCUCAGCUCGCAUGGGCACGGGCACAGCCACAAGAAAGGAAAAGGACACAAUCGGAUCUCAAACCACGCCCACUCAAAUGAUGACAGUGUAGACUUGGAGCAAAAAGGGGUUGAUCAUGGAGGGAAGGCUCAGCAGGCCAAUGCCAGUGUGCGAGCGGCCUUUGUCCACGUGGUGGGAGAUCUUCUCCAGAGCAUCAGCGUGCUUAUUAGCGCCAUCAUUAUCUUCUUCAAGCCAGAAUAUAAGAUGGCUGACCCCAUCUGCACCUUCCUGUUCUCAAUAUUGGUCUUGUGCACCACCUUCACCAUCAUGAGGGAUAUUCUUAUUGUCCUGAUGGAAGGUACUCCAGCAGGGGUGAGAUACAGAGAGGUGCGGGACGGUCUGCUAGCAGUGAAGGGGGUGACAGCGGUCCACAACCUUCACAUCUGGGCCCUCACCAUGAACCAGGCUGUACUGUCUGCACACGUAGCCAUAGACGAGUCAGUGGAUGCUCAGACUGUCCUAAGAGAAAUGACACAGGCUUGUUUCUCCUCCUACAACUUCCACUCUGUUACAAUUCAAAUGGAGAGACAGGCCGACCUGAAGCCUGGAUGUACCCUGUGUGAGGACCCCAAGAUGUAGGAACCUGCCUAAAUUAUUUAUCUGGUCCCAGCAGAAUAAAGCCAAGCUAUGCUUUAGCUGCUGUAACCUCUGGUGAUAACAAUAUUUAGUUGUUCUGCACUGCUCGUUAGACCCUGGAUUCUCAUAUUUUACUGUGACAUUAAUUCUCAUGACUGCGCCUUAAGUGCCUUUGUGUUGACAUUCCCAAAGAAAUGUUGAUGUUGAAAUAACAAUGAGCAUGUGCCUGAAUGAAAGACAAGCCUGCUCAUGAUUGAAAUGAUUUUAAGAAAAGCUCCCUUUCCACAUCCAUGUGUGAAGUUUUAACUUUAAUAUUCACGAGUUACCUCUGCUUUUAAGUGUAUUCAUGUUGAAAUAGAAAUCACAAUGCACUGUAUAAAGUAAAUAUUCAUCUUUUCUUUUAUAUGAUUGAGUGUGUUGAGUAACUGCUAAUUUAUACUUCUAUUAACUAUCCUAAAUACACAUUUUAACUACUGUGUUCGUUUACCUUGAGACCUUAUGUGACGCAUUCAGGCAGAUGACAAACUGCUGUUUGUUUGAGCAUUAACCUAAGACAUAGGAUACAGCCACAGGCAUUUACACACAGUCUGGUAUGUAAAUACAGAUCAAUGCAUAGUUACAUGCAUUGACUACACCAGCAGCCUCAGAAGUACUGUAUGUGGAGAGUAUCAAGUGUAUUUUAAAACAUGAUCAUAAUGCCUUUCCACUGCCUUUGUACAGUUGUAAGGUACAAGCUGAAAUGAAUUAUUCAAUAAAAUAUUUCUUUUUCAUAUGA